AACCCAGAAGCCAUUGGUUUGAAUUUGUGGCCGCCGGUACGAGCCAUGGAGAAUUGCACUGAACGGACAGAGGUUGUGCUGCUUGCCACCGGCUCUUUCAAUCCAGUCACGGUCAUGCAUCUCAGGCUGUUUGAACUGGCCAGAGACCAUCUCCACGAGACAGGAAAGUACAAAGUGGUUAAAGGCAUUAUUUCUCCAGUGGGUGACGCAUACAAAAAGAAAGGACUUCUUGAAGCCUCUCAUCGUCUAGCCAUGGCAGAGCUGGCAACCAAGAACACCGCCUGGUUGGAGGUGGAUGCGUGGGAGUGCUCACAGACGGAAUGGGUGGAGACCGUGCGGGUGAUGAGACAUCACCAGCAGAAGCUUGAGGCUGAAUGUCAGGAAUCUCCAGAAAAGGUGGCGCACAGGAAGGGCCACAAAAGGAAACGAGAUCGUAGCUGCCAGGAUGUGCCGGACCUCAACUGCUCAAAUCGCAAAGUGGUCCCUCAAAUUAGGUUACUGUGUGGGGCAGACGUCCUGGAGUCUAUGAGUGUCCCCAACUUGUGGAAGGACGAAGACGUGUUAGAGAUCAUUUCCCGCUUUGGUGUUGUCUGCAUCAGCCGACUAGGGAAUGACAUCCGUAAAUUCAUCUACGAGUCAGACAUCCUCUGGAAACACAAAAACAAUAUCCAUCUGGUGGAAGAGUGGAUUAGCAAUGACAUUUCCUCCACGAAAAUUAGACGGGCCUUGAGAAGAGGACAAAGUGUUCGAUACUUGGUGCCUGACGCAGCUCUGGAGUACAUUGAAAAGCAUGAGUUGUACAAUGAGCAGAGCGAGGAGAAAAAUGCAGGCCUCAUUCUAGAGCCCUUUAAACGAAAUUGUUUCUCCAACCCUUCUUAUUGUGCAAAGAUAGUACAUGACAGGCUUGCUAUGCCACAACAGCUAAAGAAGGUAUUUUCUAAACGUGAAACUGAAACCUCCAGAGCCAAGAUGGCGACUGUGGUACUGACUAGGAUGACACAUGGCCUGCUGGAAAAUUUCGAACAGCGGCUGGACGCACUCUUCAGCGACUUCUGGCAGAAGCUGUGGCGCAGAGGGGCACAGACUCAGGGGAAGCGGAAGAAGAUCGAGGAGCGGCGGAAAUCGCCUCCCGGCCGUCUGAACUACGAGACUGGUAGGCCUCGGAGCACUCGACCAGCCCCCAGACCACAAAAGCCAGAGGAGAAGAGGGCCAGCCUAAAAGCCACAUCCUGUCCCGAGUCGCCCAACGCUUGCUACCGCUUUUCAGGGCAGAGAGCCCAAAGGAGGUCAACCCGGGUGCAUGACCCACAUCCUCGGCAGGAGCAACCACAAGCUCAAGCGGCGAAAGCGCUUUACCGAGACUGUGCUCACGGUGACAUGGGAAACCGGAGAAACAUUGAGCAAGCUGUGUUUGGAAGUCCUCCCUCCCAUCAAGGAUAUGAGACACUCCUCCAGAGUCCAAAUAAAACUGGCUGGGGAAACACACUUUGCUCAUCAUAUUUAACAUCAGCUGCCAACUCCAAUCAGAACCUUCUCGCCUCCAUCUCUGGUCCCCACAUGGCUCCUCCAGAUUACAAUGGCACAUGGAAUAUGAUAAGCAAUGAAAAUCUUGAGGGCUUCAUGCAAAGUCUGGGUAUAGAUUUUGUUGUACGGAAAAUGGCAAAACUACUGAAGCCUCAAAAAGUGAUAGAACAAAAUGGUGACGUGUUUACAAUCCGAACAAUAAGCAGUUUACGGAAUUACAUGAUUAGCUUCACAGUUGGGCAAGAAUUUGAAGAGGACACGAAAGGCAUGGAUAAUCGGAAGCUUAAGAGUCUUGUAUCCUGGGAUAAUGGACGGCUUGUUUGCGUGCAAACUGGUGAAAAAAAGAACCGGGGAUGGGUACACUGGCUCGACGGUGAUGAGCUGCAUUUGGAGCUUACCUGUGAAGAUCAAACCUGCAGGCAAGUGUACAAGAAGGUCGAAGAGACUUCCUGACCCAACUGUAACCGGAUCAUCCGUAAAAGAAUGUUCUGUGAUGAAAACCGUCUUCUAUGCAAUCAAUUAAUCAUUAUUUGUUGUAUAUUUAUUUUUACAAAACUUGUCUUUUCAAAUAGUAUGACCUAGAAUUCUA
Molecule: messenger RNA, 2113 nt
Organism: Pelobates fuscus (common spadefoot toad)
Lineage: Eukaryota; Metazoa; Chordata; Amphibia; Anura; Pelobatidae
Gene: NMNAT1
Product: nicotinamide nucleotide adenylyltransferase 1
Exons: 10
Coding region: 46-1977 (643 amino acids)
Biological process (GO): NAD+ biosynthetic process
Cellular component (GO): nucleus
Molecular function (GO): lipid binding; nicotinate-nucleotide adenylyltransferase activity; nicotinamide-nucleotide adenylyltransferase activity
Source: RefSeq, a predicted model, not a curated record